This is a messenger RNA of Triticum dicoccoides, 2063 nucleotides long. RefSeq lists its product as uncharacterized. The transcript has a single exon. NCBI's taxonomy places the organism in Eukaryota, Viridiplantae, Streptophyta, Magnoliopsida, Poales, Poaceae. The record is from RefSeq and is a predicted model, not a curated record. Bases 518 to 1387 code for a protein of 289 amino acids.
CUCAACCAGUUGCAAUUUCAGAGACACCGGACACCGGAGAGAGACAGGGGUGAAGAUGCAGGUUGCAGCUGGUUCGCAGGCGGCGAUGGAGAGGGGCGACCAGCAGAGCGCCAAGAAGCCGAGGCUGACUUGCUGAGCCGCUCCUCCAUGCCCCAGUGAAGCAGGAGAAGAUCUCCAGGACGCCGCGGAGCUCGGGUUCCUGCGCCUGCCCGCUGAUGGAAUGGCCGUGGCCGCGCGCCGACCAGUACGUUGCCCGGACCAGCGCGGGGACAGCGCGGGUACACGGCCAAGGGCUUGCCCCCCGUGAACCCUCCGGAAGUCACGAGCCAUCGCGUAAGAUUGCCGCAGCCGAGUUCGAUUUCAGUUCCAGUUCAGCCGGCGACAGCUGCUAAUCCGCGCCCGGCAAGGAUUGGGAGAUCUCCGGUAAAUAAAAGGGCGGCGGCGGUGGGAGCAGCUGCCCCAACUUGAUUCGUUCGCCUCCCUCCCCGAUCCCCAGAUCCAAUCCAAGACGCCAUCCAUGGCGGCGAAGGUGCUCCAGCUCCGUAGCUCCGACGGCAAGGUGCUCGUCGCUCCGGCGUGGGACUAUCGCCCCACCGCCGCCCAAGCCCGCCCGCUGGAGAUGCGGGUGCCCUCGCGCGUCCUCGAGAGGGUGCUCCAGUACUGGACCAAGCACAGCCUUGCCAAGGCAACCGGUGAGUCCCGGGAGUCCCUCGCCCGCUGGGACGGCGACUUCCAGCGCCGUCUCGAGGAAGACGGCCUCGCCAAGGAGGCUGCCGCAGCCGCCCAAGAACUCCGCCGCUACGGCGUCGACCAUGGAGGGCGUCCCCAUCGCUACGCCGCCACGGCCACAUCUGAUGUCGCUGCUCCUGCCAAGGCGGCCCGUGCUGAUCCCAUCCGUGUCUGGUGUGUCAACCACGGAGAACGCAGCCAUGCGCCGGCGAUGCCCGGCUCCUUCGAUGCCUCCGCCGCGCGCCCAGGGCCUGCCACCACCUUGCCGGCUGCUGCUGGUGCUGACCCCGUGGAUGUCCGGUGCGCGAUCCGUGCCCGUGGACGCCAGAUGGCUGAAGACGAGGAGUCCGCUUGCCACCACCGCAAGCGCCCAUCUUCCAAGGCUCCACUCUGCCUGACUGCCACUGCUGUUGCGCCCGUGAAGAAGGUCUCUCGUCCCGUCGCUUCCAAGGCUCGCUCUUUCGUCGGCUCAACACCAUUGCCAGUCACUGCUGCUGUGCCCAGUGUGAAGAAGGCGACUCCAGCUUCAACUCUACGCGCAAGAAGGGGGAUGGGGGAGCUCAGCUGCAAGGUUCCGAAGCAAAACCGUGUCACCGCUGCAGCACCAAUGAAGCAACCAAUUGCUUGGCUGCGUCCAGUGGUAUUACGCCCUUGCUAGUCUUUUACCUUCCUAAACCAUUCACACAUGAGUUUCAUUUAAUCUUUGCAUCUCUAGGUUCUGCACUUGCUUACCAAGAUUACUAGUGUUCUUUGAAUCCCUUUCAGUCAUUAGUAAUUUUACAAGGGUGUCGGCAGAGUCUCCAUCUAGCUAGGCAGCAAAAACCUUGUUAAGAUGUGUGCGGCAUAGUUACACUACAUCCACACCUGGUCCUAAGUUAAGGGUUUAAGUAAAUAAAGGGCAUUUUCAAUAAAUCAAAGUGAAGCAGAUGAGCCAAAAAAAUUGGAAACUCAUGUACUGCAAUUCCGGCACGAGACAGAGCGUAAAACGCACUCGCCGCAAAAUGCAAAACGCCCGUUUGCUACCCGGCUUGUAGCAGGAAAAAGGAGUAGAAUUGAACUUGUCGAUACACACAGUAAUCAUGUGAGCUGCCUAGCGUCUGGAGACUAUGCUGACUCUCCUGUAAAAUUAAUCUUGGCUGACUUGGAUUCUUAGGCAUUGGCGUCUUGGUGAGUUAAAGUUGCAGUUUCCGAAGAGUACCAUUGGUUAGUGAACUCUUGUGUGUAUGUGUGGGUGAAGCUUUGAGCUCAGCAAGUCCUUGAUGUACCGACUAUCAAGUCAUACUGUAACCAAUUUUGGAUAUGAAUGAGAAAAUUGUUGGCCUGAAUUUUGCAGA